Molecule: messenger RNA, 594 nt
Organism: Staurois parvus
Lineage: Eukaryota; Metazoa; Chordata; Amphibia; Anura; Ranidae
Source: the annotation of a GenBank genome assembly
AUGUUGAGAGGAGAAAGAAGAGAGCCAGUCAUGCUGAAGGACAUUUUACCAAAGCAUCUCAGAGCAAAUGCUGGGCCUGAGGCCAAAAUUGCUCACCGUCUCAAAACAGACUUUUCCGAGAAGCCAGAAGACAUUGAGAAAUAUGCCUUCUUCCGGAAUCUAACCCUGAAACUGCAGCAGUUGUCUGUUAACAACACAUCAGGCCAGGUGACAGAGUGGUGGGUUAUUCAAGAGUGGCACCCAGCCUGUGGGACCAAUGGCUGUGCUAAGAAUAUCGAACUUGUAAUUUACAAUGACAAAGCCAGUCCUCAGAGCCUUGGAUUUCUGGCUGGAUACGGCAUUGUUGGUCUCUACAUGUCGGUUGUUCUGGUCAUUGGGAAAUUUAUUCGAGAAUUCUUCAAUGGGAUCUCACGCUCCAUUAUGUUUGAAGAGCUACCAAAUGUGGACCGCAUUUUAAAACUCUGCACAGACAUCUUCUUGGUACGUGAGACAGGAGACUUAGACCUGGAGGAACAAUUGUUUGCCAAACUGAUAUUCCUCUACAGAUCUCCUGAGACCAUGAUCAAAUGGACCAGAGACCACCAUGAUGAGUGA